Colletotrichum godetiae is the source of this 3459-nucleotide messenger RNA. RefSeq lists its product as uncharacterized. The record is from RefSeq and is a predicted model, not a curated record. NCBI's taxonomy places the organism in Eukaryota, Fungi, Ascomycota, Sordariomycetes, Glomerellales, Glomerellaceae. The transcript is spliced from 2 exons. The coding region runs from base 1 to 3459 and encodes 1152 amino acids.
AUGUCAGGCCUCGAGGCUCUCGGCCUGGCAUGCAACAUCUUCCAAGUCAUCAGUUUCGGCCGCGAGACAGCCAGUCUAGUCAAGCGCGUGUACCGAGAUGGCUCCGUCGACGACGCCCUUGAGGAAAAUGCCAAGGACCUUGUCCAGCUUGCAACGCACGUCCAAAAUCUGGAAGUUCCGAAGAAACCGACCAAGCAAGAACACCAGUUGCUCGAGAUCGCAAAGAAGUGUCAGGCUGUUGCGCGAGACUUGACGGAAGAGAUUGCUUUCGUUGUCGGUCACAAGAAGAAGGGGAGCCUUGCUGCCACUAUCAAAGUGGCUACCAAGGCCAACUGGCGAAAGCGACGACUUGAUACCAUGGAGAGGAAGCUGAAUGAUGCCGAGAGACUGAUGCAGAGCGGCCUCCUUGCGCGAAUUUGUCAAAAGGCCGACGCCAUGCAACUUGACCUGAAGUCAAUCGACAUCAACCUGCAACAUUUCCUGCAGCAAUAUCAACAAGGUCACAGAGACACAUCUGACCUGAUUUCCACAGAGAUGUUCAGGACACGCAAUCACGUCACCCAUGAGUCACAGAAGGCCACUGCCCAGAUUCAGUCAAUGGUAGAUCAGCAGUCUGCACAACUUGACCAUACCAUCCGUAGUUCGAAUCAGCAAGUCACAAAUAAGAUGGAAGCUGUGACUCUCGACAUACAUCGAGAGGAUAAACGUCAACGCUUCCUUGCCAGCUUCAAAUUCCCAGGGAUGAAUGAGCGUCGAAAUCAAGUCAGCGAGGCGUGUAAAGGAACCUUUCAGUGGGUUUUUGCAGACGACAUGGGAAGGCUGGAAGAUCCAGACAACGAAUCAGAGUGGACAGACACAGAAAGCGAAAGCUCCGAUGGAAGCGGUGACUCUCAAGAUAAUUCCUCGGUUUGGACAGAUGAUUCGGAAGACCAGGACAGCGCUCCAUCUCAAGAUGGCGGCAUACGCUGGGACUCUUUCAUCGACUGGCUGAAAUCUGGAAGCUCUAUCUUUUGGUGCAGUGGGAAACCUGGCUCGGGAAAGUCUACACUGAUGAGAUACAUCAUAUCCGACCCGCGGACUAGAAACGCACUGGAGGUAUGGAGCCCCGGCGCGCUUCUAGUUUCACACCUCUUCUGGCGCCCAGGAAGCCUAAUGCAACAAAGUAUCAGGGGCAUGUUCUGUUCGAUAAUACACCAGCUUCUGGCAAAUGAUUCGUCUGUUCUUGACAGAGCUAUAUCUGCUUGUUCAUCGGCUGGCCAGAAGGACUCGGAUACAGACUGGUCUACCAAGCAACUUCAGAGUCUAUGCUUCAGCACAAUCGAACAGUACAGUCGACCAAUUUGCCUAUUUCUAGAUGGUCUAGAUGAAGUGAGCCCCGAUGAUGGUGUCGUACGGCUCAUAAAGACCAUACAUGAGUUGGGCACCGUCCCAAACGUCAAAGUUUGCGUUUCAAGUCGACCUGAGUAUCUCAUCGAGAAGCAUCUGGGUCACGGCCGCUAUCCAUUCAUCCGCUUGCAAGACCUCACGCAUCAGGAUUUACGAAUAUACGCCGAGAGCCACAUCAACUUCCCCCCUAAGAUGCGGAAAUACUGGGGAGGUCUAGAGGACCCGAUGGAAGCCCUUGUCCACAAGGCUGAAGGCGUUUUUCUCUGGCUCUGUCUGGCCAUCAAGAGUUUGAACCAAGGUCUGGACCAUAAAAACAACUCAGAUGAUUUAGAGCAAAGAAUACGGAGCUUGCCUGCCGGCCUUAGCAACUUGUAUAAAGACAUGUGGACCAGGUUGAAUGACGAUCAGUUACUUUAUCGUCAGAAAGCUGCUCUUUAUCUCCGCCUAGUAAUCGCCAAACAAGAAAGCGGAAUUAUGGGAUACCCCUUCUGGGGUCCCAAUGUGUUUUCGAUGAUGCUGAUAGCGACUUCGAUGGCAGACCGUGUUCUCGAACAGGAUGGUCACAUGUUCGACCCCAGUAUCCUUAUCACAGCAUGUCACAGAACUCAACGUGAGGUGCUCAUUCGAUGCGCCGGGCUAUUAGAACUGUCAGAAUCCAGUGCGAGGCUUGACAAGGCAACCCCGUGGGAUUCCGACCAAUACGACACUGUAAUGCCUCAUAUCACAGACGAAAGAGCUUUCCAGUUCAUACACCGUAGCGCAUAUGAUUUCCUCUCAGAUACGUCUGAGGGACAAGAGAUCUUGAGUCACUGCAAGCUCUCAGACCUGGAGCUCCAGCGUCAGAUUUUAUGUGCUUGGGUUACAACCUGUCAGUUGGCACUGAUUCUAAACACUACUGGUCUCCACUUUUCCGACUACUAUAGCCGGAAUGAGCUUCAUCGAAUCUUCGCAUCCAUCGAAGCCAUCGUUGUUCCUAGACUGGGCCAGCCAGACUAUCAAAGACAACACUGGAUGCAGCUCAUGAAGGCCUGCGAGCGGCUUUGUAGAUCAGGCCGGCUAUUACAUGUUGGCGGCCAUCCGAUCAACAUUUGUGGCCACGUUUCACAGACGAGAUUUUACAUGUUGGUUGCACGGUAUCAUUUGAUGGACAUUUUCUUCUACGAUACAGAAUAUCUCAACCUUCGACCCGAAACUCUCUCUGAAUUGCUUGUUGAGACUUGCAGCUGUUCGAUUUUACUCUCGUUUCAUGAUGCUUAUGCCCCAAGUCAGCAGCGACUGAUUGCUAAGCUUCUCCAGUGUGGAGCAGACCCAAACGGGAAAUUUGUAAGAAGCGAGCUGAGGUUUCCACGUAUGAGUGAGACACCACUUUCUCUGUAUAUCCGGCAGGAGGGCUGGCUGAGAUUCAGAAGUCGCGAAACUUGGCUUUCUUACCUUCGUACUUUGGAUCGCUUCGCAGAUCACAAUGCAAAUUUCCAGCAAGACGUCUUCCUCAGAUUAAUCGUCAGCAGUGAACUUGGGCACAUUUUUUGUUCAGUUGAUAUAUCACCCCAUUCGGUUUUUAAUGGGUGGACCAUUUCCUUUAUUCUGCCGGCAUCUGUUCUAGUCGCUUCCGCAGUCGCAGCCUAUCGCAAUCUAGGUUUGAGCUUAGCCCAGGAGUCCGAACACAUUUUGAGUCUUUUGGGCAGCAACUAUGGGACUCACAGCAAGCCCGAGGCUUCUGUUGUUGGUUUGGAAAGAUAUCCCCGCCUCGCGAGCCCCGAGUUCUGUGGAAAGCUCAGUCCUGAGGAUUCGGAUUACUUGUGUGAGUCCCUUAUCAAGUGGUUACUCUUGGGCUUCCCGGUAAGGGAGUUCGGCAAAGGGUUAAACACGUUUGAAGCUAAAGGCCUCGACAAGGGACUUGGCGAUAUAUUUGAUAGGAGCGAAUCGACUGGGAAGACGGCCCAAGAUCAUUUCAUAGACCAAGGUCUUAUAGAAGCGGAGGUUUACGUCGACGAUGAUGGAUUGCGGUAUUCCCGCGACGCUGCAAAGAAAAUGGCACCCGAAUGGAUCGGCGCGUGGCUUGGCCUGUACUAG